CCCUCCUCCCUCCACCCCUCAGCCUGCGGCCGGGCGGCGCUGGGCUUUCAUCUGCGGACCAGCGGGAGGAAGCCAAAUCCCGGCGAUCUUCCUCGACGGCAGCGCCUUUGCCUACCGUGGAGGCAGCUUAAGCCGGCUUUAGCCUCAGCGUCAGUUCAGCCCGGAGCCCUUUGGCGCACAGGGUCCGUCCCGCGCGCGGCGAGAGGAUGGUCAUCCGCGUGUUCAUCGCUUCUUCCUCGGGCUUCGUGGCGAUAAAGAAGAAGCAGCAGGAUGUGGUUAGAUUUCUGGAAGCCAACAAGAUAGAGUUUGAAGAGGUGGAUAUCACAAUGUCAGAAGAACAGAGGCAAUGGAUGUACAAAAACAUCCCCCCAGAGAAGAAGCCUGCUCAGGGCAACCCGCUGCCACCUCAGAUAUUUAAUGGCGACCGAUACUGUGGAGAUUAUGACAGUUUUUUUGAAUCGAAGGAAAGCAACACUGUCUUUUCAUUCUUAGGCCUGAAACCACGAUUGGCAUCAAAGGCAGAACCUUAGUGAGGCAAAGUGGAAGGUGACGGAGAUGCAUUUUGGAGCACCCAGUGGUACUCGGCACACACCUGCUUACCUAAUGCAUCACUGUGACAAAAGCCACAUGCAUCAGUAACUUUGCUUGCCACGAAAAGGGUGUUUUUGGAAGAUGUGGGUAUAAUGGGGAUUGCAUGAUUGCUUUAAACCAAAUCAGGACUGUGGUGGAUUUUUUCUUCCCAAUUUGCCUGCAGUUGCCUCACUCACCUGAAAGUACUGUCUUCUGUUACGGGUGUGCUUCCUUAAUAACUGAUAGACAAGUGGGUGGCACCAUUAGAGAGAAAAUGUUGGGUCUGCCCUAGGAUAUAGUAGAUGCCAGUAUUGCAUAAACCUACUUCUCUUUAAGCUGCUUGGAUUGCAUCCUUGAAAUUAGUCUGCCAGGCUUAUUAGAAUCUUUGAAUAAAAAAGAAAAAAGCAAUGCUGAUUGACAAAAGGGCAUUGAAGAUUUUUGCUACAGAAUCAUAAACAUCACUGCUCUAGUGCUUUGUAAUAACACCUGUUGAAAAUG
Messenger RNA from Marmota flaviventris (yellow-bellied marmot), 1068 nucleotides. It is a transcript of the gene Sh3bgrl2, whose product is annotated as SH3 domain binding glutamate rich protein like 2. NCBI's taxonomy places the organism in Eukaryota, Metazoa, Chordata, Mammalia, Rodentia, Sciuridae. The record is from RefSeq and is a predicted model, not a curated record. Gene Ontology annotation, cellular component: cytoplasm.